Orbilia oligospora ATCC 24927 is the source of this 1302-nucleotide messenger RNA. RefSeq lists its product as uncharacterized. The record is from RefSeq and is a predicted model, not a curated record. Lineage: Eukaryota; Fungi; Ascomycota; Orbiliomycetes; Orbiliales; Orbiliaceae. Bases 1 to 1302 code for a protein of 433 amino acids. The transcript is spliced from 2 exons.
AUGCCUUCCCUUAGCCAACAUACCAAAUCAUCCCUUGACGGCGCCCCUGGGAUGGCUCCUUGCAGAAACUGCGGUGAUACGCUAGAAAUACUACAAGGCAAAAUGGCUUCAUAUACUCUACCUAUUGGGGUUCGGCCUAACAGUUUGCACAAAGACUUCUAUGACAAUUUAGUUAAGGGUCCACAUGUUAUAGACACAAAGCAUGAUUACCUGUGCCUGUGCGGGGACCCAGAGGCUCAUAUUCACUGUUUACAAUGCCUGACGGAGAUCCUUAAGGAACAAACGGCAAAAGAAAUGGAUUUCCCCGAGGUUCUUUAUCCAGACCCACGGUCCCUCGCGGAAGACUCCAUGGCGACUCUCCUUUCAUUUGUUGAAUCCGCGGAGCCCCCUCCCCCACAAUGUUCCCACAGACUAGCCUCUCGCACUUCUCGUAGUGGCAAUCCGGAGGUUUUUCCACGCUCCAUCGCCGACGUCCACAUUGAUGAUAUCACCCAAGGAAGAGAUAUGGGAAUGAUAUUUCAUCAGCAGAUCGGCUCUACGAUGCUGUGUAGAAAUUCUGAAACCCCGAUGACUAUCGCGGAGCAACCGAAUCACGUUCAAUAUUGGAUGAGGAAAAAUUACGGUUCUGCGGCAAAGGGCUACAAAUGGCCGCCUGGUGACAAGCCAAUACAAAUCGUAACGCCUCAGACCGCUUUUCUAGAACGGUUUAGUGAGGAUAUUAUGUGUCACAGUACCUGCGUUGACAACGGUAGCAAAGAUCUCUUACAAUACAGUUAUUGCCGGAUGAUUGAAUCUGGUAUCAUAGUGUGGCUCAUGGAUCUAGGAGUACUCGACAGCCCUUGCUGUGGCAACUGCGAUAUGGAUAGUUUGGUUUUGGCAUUGUCUUUUUCAGUCGAUACGAAUGAUAGGAUCAGGGAUGAGCUGACCGGGGAACUUUUCAAUGUUCACAAAGCAUCGAGCAGACAGGUCACGAACCAGCUGGGUUUGGAGGCAUGGAAAUGGUAUGUUAUUCAUGGGGCUGAUGGAUUUUGUUGCGAACGAGCUCGGAGAUUUUUCCGCGCAAACAGAAAUAUGUUUAUUUGGGGAAUUUGCGGUCCCGGAUAUUACACUCAUGUAUGGGGGCAGAAGGAAGGGGUUAUGCAAUUUGCGGUAGCGCUCCAUCAUUUCCUGAUGAAAAGUAUCAGAAGAAGUCAAGAUGGGUGUAAAGAUGUUGGAAGGGAAGGCCCGGCUUUAGUUGACGAGAUGGUUAAACGUGCUAAUGCCUCUAGAUUGGUUGAUUUCUUGGUUUACUUUUGUGCCUAA